AUGGCUCCCAUCUUCAAGCCCCUUGCGCUCGCUAGCGCUCUUUUGGCUGUCAUCAGCUCCGCCGCCCCUGUCGACCUUAACAAACGUGAAAACGAUGUGGUGUGGACAACGGUCACCACUGUCGUCUGGACUACCGUCGAUGUGACCACUACCAUUUACCCUACUCCGCAGGCUCCAACUUCCACUCCCCCUGUCGUUGAGUCUACCCCAACCCCGACACCUACUCCCGAGCAGCCCAAGCCCAUCGAGGCCGCUGCGCAACCGGAAACCCCUGAGGCUCAGCCCGCUCCUGUCGCUGUAUCCACCCCUGUCGUUUCUGUUGCUGCUGCGCCCGCCCCUGAAGAGCCGACUCAUCAGACUGCUGCCCCCGCGGCUCCUUCCACUUCUACUACUAGCCAGGCUCCUCAGUCCACCGCCCCAGCCGCUAGCAGCGGCAACAGCGGCAGCACCAGUCAAGCCCCCAGCAGUGGAUACAGCGGCAGCUGCUCCAAGGACUCCCCCUGCGUUGGCCAGCUCACCUACUACGACACGGCUACCUCCGCCAGCGCCCCCAGCAGCUGCGGUCUGACCAACGACGGCUUUGCCGAGAACGUGGUCGCGCUUCCCGUGGGCAUGAUGACUGACGCUGACUGCGGCAAGACCGUGACCAUCACCUACAAGGGUAUCACCAAGACCGGUACCGUCGUGGACAAGUGCAUGGGUUGCAAGCCCACCGAUGUCGAUUUGUCCCGGCACUUCUUCGGCGAGCUGGCUGAUAUGGAUGCCGGCCGUGUCCAGGGCGCGUCGUGGUACAUCAACUAA
This is a messenger RNA of Aspergillus pseudoviridinutans, 801 nucleotides long. RefSeq lists its product as uncharacterized. The transcript has a single exon. Bases 1 to 801 code for a protein of 266 amino acids. The record is from RefSeq and is a predicted model, not a curated record. Lineage: Eukaryota; Fungi; Ascomycota; Eurotiomycetes; Eurotiales; Aspergillaceae.